AUGAACCACUGUUGCCAGAUCGAUUUUUUUUUUUUUUUUUUUCAGGUCAACCAUGUUAAUUCAUUUUUUCAUGAAUAUUUUUUCUCUUUAUUUUUUCCAAAUCCUAAUAUUUCUCCUUUCUCUCAUUUUGCAGAGGAGGCGGACUACAGCGCCUUUGGCACAGAUACUUUAACCAAAAAGAAGAAUGUCCUUCAGACGGUGCUGCGUCCAGACGUCAACAAAAAGAAGCCUCACCUGGUCAUUGGUAUGCCGAGUGACUUCAGGCCGGUUUCGUCCAUCAUUGACGUCGACAUCCUUCCUGAAACCCACCGUAGGGUGCGCCUCUACAAACACGGUAUGGAUAAGCCCCUUGGGUUCUACAUCCGGGACGGCUCCAGUGUUAGGGUGACACAGCACGGCCUAGAGAAAGUGCCAGGCAUUUUCAUCUCUAGACUGGUUCCUGGGGGCCUGGCCCAGAGUACUGGACUUCUAGCCGUUAACGAUGAGGUCUUGGAGGUCAAUGGUAUCGAAGUGUCAGGAAAGAGCCUUGACCAAGUGACCGACAUGAUGAUCGCAAAUAGUCACAACCUCAUCAUAACAGUCAGGCCGGCCAACCAGAGAAACAACGUAGUACGGAACAGCCGGAACUCCGGGAGCUCUGGACAGUCGACCGACAGCAGCACGAGCAUGUAUGGAAAUGUACAGACGCAGCACAUCAUCCAGAACUACCACCCUGAAGAAGUGGAGAGCGACGAGGAGGACAUUAUCAUCGAGGAAUCUGGCGAACCACAGCAAAUCCCUAAGGCCGCCCCAUCCUCAGAGAGCCUGGAGUCCCUCACACAUCAUGAUUCCUAUCACGAAUCGCCACAAAACGGAUUUAUUCCGCCUAACUACAACGUGCACUUAUCUGCCAGCAGAGGCAGCUUGGACCUUAUUUCCAAUAAUCAUGAGACACGGAUCUUAGAAGAAGAUGGAACCGUGAUUACACUGUGA
Molecule: messenger RNA, 972 nt
Organism: Staurois parvus
Lineage: Eukaryota; Metazoa; Chordata; Amphibia; Anura; Ranidae
Source: the annotation of a GenBank genome assembly